Annulohypoxylon maeteangense is the source of this 694-nucleotide messenger RNA. RefSeq lists its product as uncharacterized. The record is from RefSeq and is a predicted model, not a curated record. Bases 195 to 455 code for a protein of 86 amino acids. Lineage: Eukaryota; Fungi; Ascomycota; Sordariomycetes; Xylariales; Hypoxylaceae. The transcript is spliced from 2 exons.
GUCAGACCUCUCCAGCUAUUACUAUUAUUCCUCUUUCCCAUGAGCUGCUAGCAGCUAGAUAGCUUUGCAUUGCAUUGCUUCAGCUGUCUUAUUAUCUUAUCCUCAUAAAUUCGACGUGGAAAAUAAAAAGCUGCGCAUCGAACUCGAAUGAUACUAUCGCCAUUACAAACGAACCAUUCGCAUAACUAGCUACGAUGCGAUUAGCCGGCGUAAUUAUCGCCGCAGCUCUACCAGUCGCCCUUGCUGCUCAACAAAGAGUUUUGGCCCACAAGACAAGCAUGAAGAUUGAGGAUGCGCCUGGAUCGAUGGCUUCUACGCCCGUUAUGGUCAACUCUACAGACUCACUUGCGCGGCCACCGAAACCGUUAACGACUGUCGCUGCAGAGAAGCCGGCAUUAGAAGCUUCUGUAAUGGGUCUGAUCGUCUUUUCGGCUGCCGGACUGUAUCUAUUAUGAGUUGGGAAGGACUAUCGACUAUUGUUGCAUUUUCACCGGCGUUGGCGGUCUGGCGGACGAAAUCAUGAAUGUCGUGGGGGGCAUGAUCGGGCAUGAUUUAGCAUUGUUUCAGAGGCUUGACGGCGUUCUGGCUGAGGUCUUGGCAUUUUGCAUUUGGAUAUACCCAUCGGAUGGCUGCAUUUGCUUUCAAUGCUUUCAAUACCACCGCCAUCAAUCCUUUCGGAUCUAAUCAAAUCCGA